This is a messenger RNA of Cornus florida, 1572 nucleotides long. RefSeq lists its product as uncharacterized. The transcript is spliced from 12 exons. The coding region runs from base 59 to 1201 and encodes 380 amino acids. Lineage: Eukaryota; Viridiplantae; Streptophyta; Magnoliopsida; Cornales; Cornaceae. Gene Ontology annotation, molecular function: tRNA binding. The record is from RefSeq and is a predicted model, not a curated record.
AGAGUCUAGUAAUGAGACACCGAGACUGAGAGAGGACAGAGAGUGUAAAACAGCAAAAAUGGCGUCUGCAAAUGAAGACAUCGGUCUCCAUCGAAAGCAACUCGCUGUUUCGUCCCUCUGUAAACACCUGAAAUUGGAUCCGAAAACUUUCUUGGAUAAUGUCAUGCAAAGUGAUUUUAAGAGCUUGUGUGCAGAUAUUUUGAAGGCUAAACAGGAUGAGGUGAUGAAGUGGAUAGCACAUGCAGAGGAUUUUCCUGUAGAUACUGAGGCAUGCCUUAGAGCACUAAAUGAGUUAAAUGAAGACUUGGCUCAGAAGUCCGUUCUUUUGGGCGGUGGAAUGAAACCCUCUGAAGCUGAUGUUGUUGUAUUUUCAGCAAUACACUCGUCCGUGAUUGGACUUUCAGAACCAGAUAGGGAUAAAUUGCCACAUUUGUUGAGAUGGAUGGAUUACAUCCAGAAUAAGGAUGAUUUUGGGGAAUUAUUUGGAACAAUCCUGCUAGAGAAGCCUGGAUUUGAGCCUCCUACAUGGACAAAUGUAGCUAAUUUGGAAGCAGAUUCAAAUGCUAAAGGCGCCAAAGAUGCAAAUAGUUCAGAAGCAGGCUUGAAUAUAAAGAAAAGUGCUGAUAAGAAAAAGGUCAAAGGAGACAACAUAGUUGCUGUAGAGAAGAAGAAAGUGCCUGAGAAAGAUACAGCCGAGAAAGAUAAAGUAACUAGUGUUAGUUUGCUCAAAAUACAGGUUGGUGUAAUCCGGAAUGCAUGGAAACAUCCAUCAGCAGACAGUUUACUGGUUGAGGAGAUUGAUGUUGGCGGCCCUAAGGUGCGGCAGGUGGUCAGUGGUCUGGCAAAGUAUUGCAGUCCAGAUGAGUUAAUGAACCGCCGCGUGGUUCUAAUCACAAAUGUAAAACCUGGAAAGCUACGAGAUGUGAUGUCAGAAGGAUUGGUGUUGUGUGCUUCUAGUGAAGAUCAUUCUGAUGUGGAGCCUUUGUUGGCUCCCGAAGGGGCCAAAGUUGGGGAGUGUGUUUCAUUUUCUGGACACGAUGGAAAGCCUGAAGACGUUUUAAACCCAAAAAAGAAACAGCUGGAGAAGAUAACCCCAAAUCUGUUCACCGACAACAAGGGGGUGGCAAUGUUCAAGGGAAUACCAUUCAUGACGUCUGCUGGGCCAUGCACAUCGUCCAUUCGCAACGCGAGCAUCAAAUAAUGACAAUAACAACGAGGGCAUGAUGUGCAUUUGGUAUCAUUAAUAUACGUUGGACUAAAACCUUUCUGUUGGACCAUACAAUGUAGCCUACCGUUCACCGGUUCAUGUCUGAGUAGUUCUUUUUUUCCCUUAAGCUAAUGCGAAAACAAUGCUCUAAAAUGAAAUCAAAGUUGUUGAUCAAUCAAUGUUAUUUAUAUUGUUGUCAUUGUUUAGGCUUUUGUAAGAGUUACUUGUUCAAUUUGGAUGUCAUUUUAUACUAUAGACAAGCAAAACUCAGCUCGAGAGUAUUCGAUGUUGCAUAAUGUUUCUUGACUUGUAAUUUGAGCAAACCAGCACUAAUUCUUAUUCAACUAUUAAUGUGUCUGCUUAGA